AUUCCGUUAGCCAGCCGGACGAUAGACAGUGCCUGUGUGCGUCGAUCUGGAGUGAAACCUUACAAGUGUGAUUCGUCGAAAGAAGUUGCAUCCACAUGGAACUGCACGAUCAUGCCAGGAUAAAACGCAACGAAUCGAACGUUCUGCUGGAAUGGAAAUCGCUGUCAGUCCGAGCAGGAGGUCGCAGUUUUUGGAAGUUCAGAAGCAAAUCGGACGAGCCGAGCUACAUCUUGAAAAAUGCGACGGGAGCGGUUCGAUCCGGUGAUCUGGUAGCCGUGAUGGGUGCAAGUGGAUCCGGGAAAACGACUCUCCUAGCGGCGGCGGCCAUGCGCUUGGUUGCCGAAGUCCACGGAAGUGUGCUUAUCAAUGGGCUGUACGUGAGCCAGACGCAGAUGAAGCGACUGUCUGGAUUUGUGCCACAGUUCGAGAUCGCUAUCAGAUCGCUGACGGUGAGGGAGCAUCUCUGGUUUGUGUCACAGUUGAAGGGAGUCAGCCGGCUUCAAAUGGGUGAUGUUAUCAGAGAAUUGAACUUGGAAAAGUGUGAACAUACGAGAAUUUCGAACUUGUCUGGAGGCGAACGCAAGAAGGUAAAUUUGGCGGGUGAGCUGCUCACGGAGCCGGAUAUUUUGUUUUGCGACGAACCGACCACGGGAUUGGACAGCUUCAGUGCGCUCGCCGUGUUGAAUACUCUAAGAAAGCUAGCAACCAAAGGGAGGAAAGCUGUGAUUUGCACCAUUCAUCAUCCGACGUCGGAUGCGUUCCAUUGCUUCAGUGAUAUCGUGUUGGUGAAGAAGGGAGAAAUUUAUUACCAGGGUCCAACGGCGAAAGCAAGUGCCUUCUUUAAUAGCAUAAAUUUCCCGCUGCCGAUUAAUUGCAAUCCCGCCGAUCACUACUUCAAAUUGGUCUGCGAUUACAGCCAAAACGAUCAUGUGGAAAACGAUCAUCAUCAUUUUCGGCAAACAGAGCAAGAAGUGGAGUACAAAACGAGGCACGAGAUGGUGCGCAAGUGCCACAUGAAAAACAUUGGCAAAAAGUGCCUGAUGGGACCGUACCACCAAAGUGAUGUGAUUGAUAAGCUUUGUCGAGAUAAUCACCACGCGUGCUGGCCGUCGCAGCUUCACCUGCUGCUGCACCGCGGAAUCAUCGACAGCGUCCGAAACAUUCGGCAGCACGUCAUUGUGACGCUUUUGUUUUUGAUCACUAGCAUUACCAUCUCGGCGCUUUACUUUCACGUUACGCCUAGCAGUCAGACGGCCAUCCAAGACAUUCGGGGAGCUCUGUUCCUCAUAGUCUGCGAGCUGCUGUACACCAUUAGCUAUGCGGUGUUCUACGUGUUUCCCCAGGAGCUGCCCCUGCUGCGACGGGAGGUGGGCGAACGGAUGUACCGAUUGUCGGCGUAUUAUGCACAUAAGGCACUGUUGACGGUGCCGAAGGCGAUCUUCGAGUCGUACCUGUUCAUCGGGAUCAUCUACGGGUGCGUGAAGUUUUCCGCCGGGUUCGCGACGUACGUCGGGAUGGCUGCGGUUUGCACGGUGGCUAGUCUGCUGGCCGUUGCUUAUGGAUACCUGUUCACGUGCAUCACCGGCUCGCUGGAAAUGUCGAUCGAGUACGCCAAUCUGAUCUUCCUGCUGUACAACCUGUUGGGCGGUCUGUAUUUGAAUGUGCGAGCGUUUCCCAUCAGCAAGUACCUGUCGUUUUUCUUCUUCGCAUCCGAGGGAGUUUCCAUCUACUACUGGCAUGACGUGCAGAAUAUCACCUGUGACGAGGGACGGAACACUACCUGCCUGCCGGAUGGUGAAGCUGUGCUGCUGGAUUAUGGCUACGGCACGACGCUCGAUACGGUUUACUUUAACUAUCUGGUGAUGGCAGGGGAGAUUUUAGUCGUUCACUUUGUGGCGUAUUUAAGCUUGAGGCGAUUUGUCCGCAAAGUUGGGUUCUAUUGAAAGAACGUUCAGAGAUGAGCAAAAAAAAAAAAAAUAAU
Molecule: messenger RNA, 1981 nt
Organism: Ochlerotatus camptorhynchus
Lineage: Eukaryota; Metazoa; Arthropoda; Insecta; Diptera; Culicidae
Gene: bw
Product: brown
Exons: 8
Coding region: 96-1943 (615 amino acids)
Biological process (GO): transmembrane transport
Cellular component (GO): plasma membrane
Molecular function (GO): ATP binding; ATP hydrolysis activity; ABC-type transporter activity
Source: RefSeq, a predicted model, not a curated record